This is a messenger RNA of Rangifer tarandus platyrhynchus (Svalbard reindeer), 879 nucleotides long. The record is from the annotation of a GenBank genome assembly. Lineage: Eukaryota; Metazoa; Chordata; Mammalia; Artiodactyla; Cervidae.
AUGGCGGCGUCCACGGAGCAGGCCACGGGGGGCGUUGAGAAGACCGCGGCGGAAGAGAAACCGCGAGUUCUGGAACCUGGGGCAGCCCCGUUCGGAAAUUUCCCUCAUUAUUCCCGCUUCCACCCUCCAGAGCAACGGCUUCGCCUCCUACCCCCAGAGCUGCUUCGCCGCCUUUUCCCUCAGAGUUCCGAGACAAGGCCGAUCCUGGGACUCGACGUGGGGUGUAACUCCGGGGAUCUGAGUGUGGCUCUGUACAAACAUUUCCUUUCCCUACAUGAUGGGGAGACCUGCUCAGAUGCCUCAAGAGAACUCCAUCUCCUCUGCUGCGACAUAGAUCCUGUCCUGGUGGAACGAGCUGAAAAAGAAUGCCCUUUUCCUGAUGGCUUGACUUUUAUUACCCUGGACUUCAUGAAUCAAAGAACCCGGAAAGUUCUCCUGAGCUCUUUCUUGAGCCAGUUUGGACGCUCAGUUUUUGAUAUUGGCUUCUGCAUGUCAGUAACCAUGUGGAUUCACCUGAACCAUGGGGACCAAGGCCUGUGGGAGUUCCUGGCCCACCUUUCUUCCCUAUGCCGCUACCUCCUUGUGGAGCCACAGCCCUGGAAGUGUUACCGGGCAGCUGCAAGGCGUCUCCGGAAGCUGGGCCUCCAUGAUUUUGACCACUUCCGCUCCCUGGCCAUCCAAGGUGAUAUGGCCAGUCAGAUUGUGCACAUCUUGACCCAGGACCAUGGCAUGGAAUUAGUAUGCUGCUUUGGCAACACCAACUGGGACCGAAGCCUUCUGCUCUUCAGGACAAAACAAGCCACAGAGACUCAUCCGAUCCCUGAGUCACUGAUAGAAGAAGGAAAAGAAAGGAACAGAAUAAGAUUCUGGAGACAGUGA